AAUUCCUAAAGUUAUAUAUCUAAUGCAUUAUUGUACACAAUAUCGCAUGAUCAGUAGGUAUUUAAAAUAAAUUUUGUAUGUAACAACUUGAAAGUAAGUAGAUUCAUUAGUUUGACACGCUAAAUUUAUUUUGAAAACAGAUGUUAUCACUAAAUAUAUCUCAAUUAUCCCUACUCCCCAUUUUACAGAAUCACGCCCCUGGAAAUGCACCAUUGGUUAAAUCUAACUUCAGCUUCCCAAAAGUGUUAAGAUGUGACUUUGAAGUAUAGGUAAACCGAAACUCAAUUUACAAACUACAUCGCCAAAGAGUGACUACCUAAACAAAUAGCGAAAUUAUCGAUACACGCGCCGAAAAUAUUGCAAAAUGAAUGAGAGUUUGUGCACGGAAUCCCAAGAUGAUAAAAAAGUGAAAAGCAACAAUUUUUCGAUCGAAUCGAUUUUGUCGAAAAUUGACAGCGGUCGCGAUCUCGACUACCAUCACACGGAAAGUGAGUGUCAAAUGUCUAGUGUGCAAAAGCUUUGUGCGACUUCCGAAUCGGGUUAUUCAGAAAGCAAUGAAGUUGAGUUUAUCGAUGAAAAAGUAAACGACGCAAGUGAAAACGACUCUUCGUCGGCAAGUGAAAAUCGAUUGAAUAAGUUUUCCAAUGAUAUCGCAUAUUUCGACUGCCGUUCGGAUGAUGAUCGCAAGAAGAGGCCACGAACUGCAUUCACUGCGUCACAAAUAAAGUCACUAGAAGCAGAAUUUGAGAAAAACAAGUACCUCUCGGUGGCAAAAAGGAAUCAACUUUCAAAAACACUCAAACUUACAGAAACCCAAAUUAAAAUAUGGUUUCAAAACAGGCGAACGAAAUGGAAACGAAAGUACACGAACGACGUGGAGCUUUUAGCGCAGCAGUACUACAACUCGAUGGGUUUCUUCGUUCCACGACCCAUUUUCCUUGGUGAUCGACUGUUUUUCAACUGUCAAAAUCAGACAACGAUGAGCAACUUAAACCACUUUGUACAACCAUCAACGAGCAUUGUUCCACUACCUCAAACGGCACUUCCACAUGUCAGUCCACAAGUUUCGCAGUCCUGCAGUCAACAUUACGUCAGCUUUCAAGACCCUAUGCCUGAAACGCCGGCUAUACUGCAGCUUCAAAAUUUUGGAAGGCAUUUUGAUAAUUCGUAGUUGCGUGCUCGUUGGUAAUUUAUAUUUCAAUAUUUUUUAUACUUAAAUCCGUACUUUAUGCAUUUACAUAUCAAAGAAAAUACAAAUGUUAGAGCGUU
Photinus pyralis (common eastern firefly) is the source of this 1269-nucleotide messenger RNA. It is a transcript of the gene lms, whose product is annotated as homeobox protein koza. NCBI's taxonomy places the organism in Eukaryota, Metazoa, Arthropoda, Insecta, Coleoptera, Lampyridae. Gene Ontology annotation, molecular function: DNA binding; DNA-binding transcription factor activity, RNA polymerase II-specific. Gene Ontology annotation, biological process: neuron differentiation; central nervous system development; regulation of DNA-templated transcription. The record is from RefSeq and is a predicted model, not a curated record. Bases 365 to 1171 code for a protein of 268 amino acids. The transcript has 3 exons.